This is a messenger RNA of Symbiodinium pilosum, 498 nucleotides long. Lineage: Eukaryota; Dinophyceae; Suessiales; Symbiodiniaceae. The record is from the annotation of a GenBank genome assembly.
AUGGCGCUCAGCGUUCUCUCCCGCCGGGCGUCCGCCCCGUUUGCCGCCCCGCGCUUCGCGGUGGCCGCUCGCCGCGGCUACCACGAGGUCGUGCAUGACCACUUCAACAAUCCGCGCAAUGUUGGCAGCCUAGACAAGCAGGAUAAGAAUGUGGGCUCGGCCCUGGUCGGCAAGGCGUCAUGCGGGGAUGUGAUCAAGCUCCAGGUGAAGGUGGGAACGGACGGCACCAUUGAGGACGCAAAGUUCAAGACUUUCGGCUGCGGCUCUGCCAUUGCCAGCUCUUCGUAUGCCACGGAGAUGAUCAUUGGACAGAACAUCAACGAGGCGUCGAAGAUCAAGAACACCGACAUCUCUUCGCACCUGAAGCUGCCACCAGUGAAGAUCCACUGCUCCGUGCUGGCGGAGGAGGCCAUCCAGGCGGCUAUCGCAGACUACAAGACCAAGCAGGUGGGGUUCACGGACUCGGGCUUCAGACAGGUAAUGGAUACGGGCGUAUAG